GUUUGGAUUAUGUACUCGUAUUUUAUGCUCUCAGCUAUUUUUGGAGCAACAGCAUGUGAAUGUGGUCGGCCAUUGUUGACAGCUUGUGGCAUGGAACUGGAUGCGCUGCUAUCUAUGGGACAUGGAGGAGUGACUGCAUGCGUUGCAAUACUUUUGUAACGUCUGUCGACUCCUUGGGCAAAUAUAGCCCCCUCGGUCACGCCCCGCGGUCGGCGAUGUGCAUUAAGCGGCAUUUGCCGUGGCUGCAAUUCAAUUUGGCAUAUUUGCCAAGGGUCAAUAUGAUUAGGGCUGAUGAGCUGCGAUUGGAUCGAAGUGUUCGACCAACUAACUAUAAAUGGAGCUUGCGUGCCGAGCCGUGCAGUUAGUUGCAACAUGAGAUUCCACGCGGAUAGAAAAGUGCAACGGCUCCAUCUAGCGGCCAGUAGACAGCAACACAACCACAAGCAGAGUCACAGCCACAGUGAUGACUCCAUUGAUGAGGAGCAAACCAUGUGCAGCCGCGAAGCAGCCAAGAAGAGCAUUAAGUAUUAUCUGCGGAACAGCUCGUUGCAUGGCCUCAAGUAUAUAGCCGAAGAGAGCAUCACCAUACCAGAGCGUGUUUUCUUUGGCAUAUCCUUUGUGCUGGUCGUCAUUCUGUCGGGCUUCUUCAUAUCGAACAUUUACAUCAAGUGGAGCGCCUCGCCCAUCAUCAUCUCGACGAGCGCCAAGCAGCAGCUGACGAGCAACAUUCCCUUUCCGGCUAUAACCAUAUGCAAUCUCAAUCAGGCGCUGCGAAGUCGGGUUCAGCGCAUUUCCAGCACCAGCAAAAACUAUUCGUUGCUCAUGAACCUGUGCAGCAGGGAUUAUGACCAGACCAUCACGUACAUUGGCACCUGGACCUACUUUAAGGCGCUGCUGGUGGAGGUGGCUCAGCCAUGCGAUCAGAUGCUGCUCCACUGCAGUUUCGGCGCACGCAAGGAGAUCUGCUCCACGAUUUUCAAUUCAAUAUUGACCGACGACGGGCUCUGCUGCACGUUCAAUGCGCUGGAUCCCAUCUAUUUGUUUCGCAACUAUACGGACGACGUGCGCAUCGAGCCGGCGACAGAGAAUUCAAUAUUCAAGGCCAUCAACUGGACUCCAGAGUCAGGCUAUGCCAAGAACCUGCCAGAAUUCUAUUAUCCCCGAACAUCUGGCGGCACGGGCAGCCGCAUGGGACUGACCGUCGUCUUGAAUGCCUCGACCGAAGAAUAUUACUGCACCAAGUCCAUGGGCAAUGGGUUCAAGGUGCUAGUGCAUAAUCCCGCAGAGCUGCCCAAGGUGAGCAACUAUGGGUUUGUGGUCAGUGCUGGGCGGGAGGCACGCAUACCCAUCGAGCCGGUCUACGAGGAUGCCACGCCCAGCAUACGGUCGAUCAAGAAGGCGGUGCGGCGCUGCCUCUUCUCGGAUGAGAACGAUCUGUCCUACUAUCGCACCUACUCGCGCAAGAACUGUGAGCUGGAGUGCGAGGCGAAGCUGCUGCUGCGCGAAUGCAGCUGUGUGCUCUACUAUUUGCCCAGGAUUGAUCCGGCCGCCCGUGUCUGUGGGCCCAAUGACAACAAUUGCACGAAUCGGGUGCAGACGGAGAUCGAGUCGUCGAAGACGAAUCUGUCCUGUGAGAACUGUUGGCCGGGCUGCUUUGAGCUCACCUACAAGUCGGUAAUGAGCAGCUCAACGAUUGUCGCCGGUCCCAGCUAUCAGAACGGGGAACAGCUGCCGGAGCAUCUCUUCAACACCAGCCGCACCGGCGAGGUCAACGAGCUGGCCAUACUCCACUUCUACUAUCUGACCAAUAACUUUCGCAGCACAACCAAAUCUGAGAUGUUUGGCUUCACCGAGUUUCUGUCCAAUACGGGUGGUCUGCUCGGCCUGUUCAUGGGCUUCAGCAUCUUCUCCGUGAUCGAGAUCGUCUACUAUGUGACAAUGCGUCCCUUCUGCGCCUCUCGGACGCUACACGAGCGACGGCGGCGCAGGCAGGCGGAGCUGCUGUGGCUGACGCCGGUGCAUCAGAGGCGACGCAUCAACGUGCAACGUCCGCCGCCGUACAGCCAGCUGGGCAAAGCGAAGGCUGUCGAUGGCUCAAAGAUGAAGCAAACUCUGUGGCAGACGCUGCGCGCUGGCCGCGAUCCGAUCGUCUAUCCCUAUUUGGAUUAGGAUGUUGUUUUCUGCACGCUUUAUGGCCCUUCGAGUGCAGCGGACGUGGCCGCAAGCUGAAUAAAUAAACCAAGGCACACAUUGGCUGUGGGGCCAAUGAACGUGCCCGAGGGGCACUGGGCCAUGGGGCGGGCCAUGGGGCGAGCCAUGGGGCGAGCCAUGGGGCUUACCGGAAGCGCUGCGCCCCAUGCUGAGCAUUUCAAGUUGGCUAUCAAAUGGCGCUAAUCGCUAAUCGCUAACCGCUAAUCACCACGCGACUUCAAUUUCAAUUUCAAUUUCAACAACAACAUUUUAAAAUCAAAAAAGUUUCUCUAGACCAGCAAUUUGCUGGCUUAGCUGACUUUGUCA
This is a messenger RNA of Drosophila hydei, 2517 nucleotides long. It is a transcript of the gene ppk28, whose product is annotated as pickpocket protein 28. Gene Ontology annotation, biological process: sodium ion transmembrane transport. Lineage: Eukaryota; Metazoa; Arthropoda; Insecta; Diptera; Drosophilidae. Gene Ontology annotation, molecular function: ligand-gated sodium channel activity. Gene Ontology annotation, cellular component: membrane. The record is from RefSeq and is a predicted model, not a curated record. The coding region runs from base 292 to 2169 and encodes 625 amino acids. The transcript is spliced from 5 exons.